This is a messenger RNA of Glycine soja, 1054 nucleotides long. RefSeq lists its product as uncharacterized. NCBI's taxonomy places the organism in Eukaryota, Viridiplantae, Streptophyta, Magnoliopsida, Fabales, Fabaceae. The record is from RefSeq and is a predicted model, not a curated record. The transcript has 5 exons. Bases 299 to 709 code for a protein of 136 amino acids.
GAAAUAACGAGUUUGAUGAAGCUGAACCUAAACCUAUCUAUCAGCACCCCUUACAAGUCAUCACUUGGAACACCACACCAGUUAGAACAACCUACUGGGCCAGGAAAAGAGGAGAGCAAUUAUUAGUAUUAGUAUCUAUUUAUUAUAUAGUUUGGGUUGCAGAGUUUCACUUUGUGACAAAAGUAUGUAACUAUGUUUUUGUUGUAACUUGUGUGAUAUCAAGUGAAACAGAAGCGCAAUCAUCCCAAUUUGCAAAUGCCAAAAAACCUGAGUUUGGAAGAAAGAAGAGAAAAAUAAAAUGGCGAGCGUGCCUUCACCUUCUCCUCCUCCAUGCUCCUCCCCAAACAACCAGGUGGAAGCUGCUACAAAUAAUGGGGCUUCUCACGUCGAUGAUAAAAAACCUAACUUCACCGAUGGUCUUGAUCACUUGGACAGUCCACAGUGCAUUGAGAGGUUCAAAAAAUAUGAUGAUGAUUAUGCUCAUCGUUUGCUGGCAAAAUAUUUCUCUAACAAAAACUUUAAUGGAGGCAACAUAUUUGAUUUGGAAAUAACAGUAAAUGAUGAAAUCAUAAAGUCAAGCAGCUUGACUUGUUACAGGUCUUAUGCAGAUCCUGUAGUAGGUUUUGAAGAGCAAUCCAGCAAUGGAUCAACUCCACCAGCAGAUUCCCAAGCUAACAUCCCCAAUGGGAAACAUGUGGUGAAGAACUGAAAUAAUGUGCCUUGAGAAGCACCAAUGCAUGACAUCAUAGAAAACUUAACGCAAAUAUAGUCAUAAUUAUUACCAGGAAUUCUGGAACUUCGUGAACUGAAAAGAUGGUCAUGGUCUCAACCAUCAAAUUCCAAGCCUAAACUAGAUUUCCCGGUCAUGGUUUUUCUGGGGUUCUAGUUAUGAAUUUAGGACCGCAAUUUAUAUGAUUUAGUAUACUGAUCGCAAAGUGAAUAAUCGCCACCCACUAUUUGAUUUUUAUUCUGCAUUUCACAUUAUUUUCUAGUUGUUUGUCUUAGCUGGUACGUAGUACUACAGUAGUAUGAAAAAAGUCCAAAAUAUAAUAUC